Messenger RNA from Cornus florida, 1321 nucleotides. RefSeq lists its product as uncharacterized. The record is from RefSeq and is a predicted model, not a curated record. Gene Ontology annotation, cellular component: membrane; cytoplasm. Lineage: Eukaryota; Viridiplantae; Streptophyta; Magnoliopsida; Cornales; Cornaceae. Bases 104 to 877 code for a protein of 257 amino acids. The transcript is spliced from 4 exons.
UCUCUAGUUUUUCGUAUAUUUUCCCAAAACCUCUCUCUAAGCCCCAAAAAACAACAAGAGAGUAAAACCCUGACAAAGCACAGAGAGAGAGAGAGAGAGAGAGAUGAUGGCCGCCUUCCUAAGAAAUGGCUGCAAAAGCCAGAACUCACUGCAGAACUUGUUAACGCAGAGGCAUUCAGUUGGAGCUCCGAUUUUCCGGAGCCAACACCAGCAACAAUCGAAAGCUUAUGGGAAAUUUCCCAAAUCUUUUUACGGAAAAGUCAAAAACUUCGACUUGUCUCCUCCCAAUAUACUCUCCUCUCCGUUUUCUUCAACCAGAUCGUCGUCUUCAACGUUUGGGUUUGUUGGGUGGUAUUUGGGGAUGGUAAAAUCUCGACCCAUUCUCACUAAAAGCAUCACUUCUGCUCUUAUUUACACUAUCGCCGACUUGUCAGCUCAGACAAUUGCACUGCCAUCUUCAGAACCUUAUGAUCUUGUGAGGACAUCACGCAUGGCUGGAUAUGGAAUGCUAAUUUUAGGACCAUCACUACAUUUUUGGUUCAACUUUGUGUCAAAAGUUCUUCCAAAACGUGAUGUAAUGUCGACAAUUAAAAAAAUUGUCAUGGGGCAGACACUAUAUGGACCUGUUAUGACUGUUGUUUUCUUCUCCGUGAAUGCGGCUUUACAAGGUGAAAAUGGUGCAGAGAUCACUGCUCGAUUGAAACGGGACUUGCUUCCUACUAUGAUAAAUGGUGUUAUGUACUGGCCGAUGUGUGAUUUUGUGACAUUCAAGUUCAUCCCCGUUCACUUACAGACAUUGAUGAGCAACUCGUUCGCAUUUCUAUGGACUGUUUACAUUACCUACAUGGCUAGUUUAGAGAAAGCAGGCACCGAGUAAGAAAAUGUGUGCUGAUAAUCAGUCCACCAAUUUUCUUACUAAUGCCCUAGACCGCGUUCUCCGAUUGCACAACUCCUGAUGGUAGUUGCUGUGGAAUCACACAAACAAACAUCUUGAUGCAUUUGCAGAAGUAUCAUGUGACGUUGUGGCAGAAGCAUGGUUUGGAGCCUAACCAAAAUACUCGAGUUAGAAACAAACAUUGUAUGCGGUUAUAUUAUCAAUUCAAUUAUAUGUUUAUAAGAACUACAUAAAUGGACUAUGUUUACAGGAACUGUAUAAUUAGAUUUAGCUUCCAAUGGUUUCAUGAAAUAGGUUAGUGGUUUUCAAUUAAAACUUUCAUUUGCACUCUGUGCUAUCUUUCUAUUUUGGUUGACUUCCAGUUUGGUGUUCAAGGAGAGAUAUUGUACGCAGAAAGUUUUUAAGUUGUACCAAUCAUUUGAAGCA